AUGAGAAACGAUACAGUAACAACAUUCAUUCUGCUGGGACUGACAGAUGACCCUCAGCUGCAGGUUUUGAUUUUUAUCUUUCUGUUUCUCACCUAUACACUGAGCAUAACUGGAAAUCUGAUCAUCAUCACACUCACCUUUAUGGAUUCCCAUCUUAGAACACCUAUGUACUUUUUCUUAAAAAAUUUCUCCUUCUUGGAGAUUUCUUUCACAUCUGCCUGUAUUCCCAGAUACUUGUAUAGCAUAGCAACAGGUGACAAGGUCAUUACCUAUAAAGCCUGUAUUACCCAAGUAUUUUUUACUGACCUCUGUGGAGUAACAGAAUUUUUUCUGCUAGCUGCCAUGUCCUAUGACCGCUAUGUGGCCAUCUGCAAACCCCUUCAUUAUGUGACCAUCAUGAGCAGUAGGGUCUGCAGGACUCUCAUCACCUGUUGUUGGAUGGCUGGUUUAUGUAUAAUAAUCCCUCCACUUAGCCUGGGGUUAAAUCUCAUAUUUUGUGACUCUAACAUGAUUGAUCAUUUUGCCUGUGAUGCAUUUCCCUUAGUGAAAAUCUCAUGUUCUGACACAUGGUUCAUGGAACAGACAGUUAUAAUCUGUGCUGUGCUGACCCUAAAUAUGACUCUUACUUGUGUAGUUCUGUCAUAUGCUUACAUCCUCAAGACAAUUUUUAGAUUCCCUUCUGUUCAGCAAAGGAAAAAGGCCUUUUCCACCUGUUCUUCCCACAUGAUUGUGGUUGCCAUCACCUAUGGCACAUGCAUUUUCAUCUAUAUGAAUCCUACAGCAAAGGAAGAGGUGACCAUUAAUAAAGUGGUUUCACUGCUCAUUUCUUCUAUUUCACCUACAUUGAACCCAUUUAUUUAUACCUUGAGAAACAAUCAAGUUAAGAAAGCCUUCAAGGACACAAUCAAAAGAAUUGCCUUCCUCUCAACUAAGUAA
This is a messenger RNA of Rhinolophus ferrumequinum (greater horseshoe bat), 936 nucleotides long. Its product is annotated as olfactory receptor 6C2-like. The coding region runs from base 1 to 936 and encodes 311 amino acids. The record is from RefSeq and is a predicted model, not a curated record. The transcript has a single exon. NCBI's taxonomy places the organism in Eukaryota, Metazoa, Chordata, Mammalia, Chiroptera, Rhinolophidae. Gene Ontology annotation, molecular function: G protein-coupled receptor activity; olfactory receptor activity. Gene Ontology annotation, biological process: G protein-coupled receptor signaling pathway. Gene Ontology annotation, cellular component: membrane.